This is a messenger RNA of Anguilla rostrata (American eel), 2977 nucleotides long. It is a transcript of the gene tmem204, whose product is annotated as transmembrane protein 204. The transcript is spliced from 3 exons. Lineage: Eukaryota; Metazoa; Chordata; Actinopteri; Anguilliformes; Anguillidae. The coding region runs from base 818 to 1498 and encodes 226 amino acids. The record is from RefSeq and is a predicted model, not a curated record.
AGAGAGAGAGAGAGAGAGAGAGAGAGAGAGAGAGGGAGAGGGAGCGAGAGCACGCCCUUACACUUUCCCGAACACUCGCCAUCCUCUGCGCUUUCCUCCUCAGAGCACGCACGCACACACACCACACGCACCGCACACACCACACGUACGCCGAGUGAGAUAUUCCUCUACCCAGGAGUGCUGCAGCCACAGACAGAGAGCCCUGUGCUGUGCCUGGAGCUCAGUCGCGCCGGGGAGUACUGACAGAGUUUUGAGGGAGAACCGAUGGAGUGCUGAAGGAGUACUGAUGAAGAACUGACCGAGCACUGACAGAAUUCAGAGGGAGCACUGAGGGAGUAGUGAGAGAGUACGGAGUACUGACAGCGCAGGAGCUCCUCGGGCACACACGGCUCCUGUCCUCCGCACAGAGCGGGAGAAGAACGGGAGAGUCAGAAGAGAGAGAGAGUGUGCUGUCCCGCGUUGUCUGUCCCUGAAGCAGCCCAGCCGAGCAGCCAGAGAAGAGAGGAGAGGAGUGGAGCGGAGGAGAGGAGAGGGAGCCAGAGCGGCGACUGCUCGAAGCCAGGGGAAUGGACCUAUCUGCCUGCUGGAUAAACCCGCCCCAGUCCGAAGAGGAGGGCUAAAGACGCCAGAGGAGACCCCCGGCAGAGAAUGAACGGAGACGUCCUCUAGCUGAGACUGCCAUCUUUAGAGUUUCACCCGAGCGUCGGUCGCCCCGGCAGCGGUGGAGGAGGAGGAGCGGGGGGAGGAGGAGGGGGCAGGGGCAGGGGCGAGCAGAGGCAGCCUGGGCCGGGGGGAGCGUGGCUGGGGGGCCGGGCGCAUGGCGGCGCAGCGGCUGGUGACCGCGGCGGUGGCGGUGGCCCUGCUGUCCCUGGCGCUCAACAACGUGGCGGCGUUCACGCCCAGCUGGGUGCUGCAGGCGCUGGAGGACGGGCGCAAGCGCAGCGUGGGGCUGUGGAGGACGUGCGAGCGCGGGCGCGAGGAGGCCGGCGGCGGCGGCGGCGGAGGGAGGCACGGUCAGACCCCGCAGCCACACUGCGAGGCUGUGGGCUGGGGCUCGGAGAUCGCCGGACGCCAGGAGUCCCGCAGCACCGUCAAGCUGCAGUUUGACAUGAUGCGGGCCUGUAACCUGCUGGCCACGGUGGCCCUGACUGCUGGCCAGCUCAUCUUCCUGCUGGGGCUGGUGGAGCUGCCCUUCAUUACCCAGGAUUCCCAGUGGUGGGAGGAAGCCAUCGCAGCGCUCUUCCAGCUGGCCAGCUUUGUGCUGGUCAUCGGGCUGGUGACGUUCUCGCGGAUCGGACCGUACACGUACCUGUCCUACUCCUGCUACGUGAACAUUGCGGCCUGCCUGCUGGCCACGCUGGCGGCCGCCAUGCUGAUCUGGAACAUUCUGCACAGGCGCGACGACUGCCUGGCCCCGCGCGUCAUCGUCAUCAGCAGCUCGCUCACCACGCCCUUCCACCCGCGCCUCGACAAUGACUAUGUGGAAUCGCCCUGCUGAGCCCCAGUCUCCUCCCCCGGGCGGGACACAGAGCUCAGAGAAGACUGCGCUGGGGGAGGAGCAAAGACAUUAGGGGGAGGAGCAAAGACAUUAGGGGCCAUUUUCUUUCCUUUAACCAACUCCUAUUGCUGCUGUGCUUUCCUAAAUACCCGUGUGUGUGGUGGGGGUGGGGGGGGGGGGUUGGUGGAUUGGUCCAUGGCUGUAUACACAUCAGAGGAAUGGACGUUCUGUUGUUCUAAUGGACCAUCCGCUUGCAAACUCAGAGUAACCCAAUUACGGACAGUUCUGACGCUCAAAACUCAAAUUCUGGAAAUACCCAUGACCUCAAAAAGCAAAGCCUUUCUAUGCUCACACUUUGAUCAGGUCACUUUUAAACUUCUAAAUUUAAGUUGGUCUACUGGAGACAUGCAUGAAGUCCGACAGCUUUGUCCAGUAAGACUUGGUGCUGUUUUUCUCUAAGUUUCUCUAAAUUUUCCAAGCCAAAUGUUCCCUCCACCCCUAAUGGUUCUACUGAAAAAAGAUCAAGCUGGAUCUUGACGUUUCGUUCGAUGUGCACUUAUUUUAACAUAUUUCUUGCAGUGUUAUUAUUAUUUUUUAUAUUGAAAAGAAUUGAGAUUUAAGAUCCCUGAAUUAGCAUUAAUGGAAGAAUGGGGUAAUUCCCCACAGUUUUUCAUUGCACAAUAUUUUUCAAAACAGGCAAAUUAAUUAAAGAUAGAUAAAAGCCCAACAUUCUGGACAGUCUAUCUCAAGGUUAUUUCCCACAUAUUGUCUGAGAUUUCCAAGGAAGAAAGGCCGAGAAGACAGGUCAAUAAGAUGAACUCACAUUAGUAUGGAUGUGCUCCUUUAGAUAAUCUGCUCGCUUGUGGUACAUGUACUUAAUUUAAUUAGGUAUGGUUGUAUUAAUUGCUGUUAUAUCAUACUACAUACUACUUGGUGCAGAAAUUCCGCUGUGACAAAAGAAAAUAAAUUAAAAUAAUAAAUAAUACAGAUAUAAUAAUUGUAUGAACAUAUUUGUAUAAGUCACCAACAUUAAAACUUUCUUGACCAAUACGCUAAAUGUCUGAACAUCGAGGAUUUGAAAUGAUGGCCAAGAUCAAAUCUAAAAAGGUGGGGAUUCAGAUUACCUGUGCUCAGUUUCUCUAUCGACAGAAAUUACUCUCAUGUGCAGCUAAGAAUAUACAGCUACAUAUGGGAGUCAAACCUGUAGAAUCAAACAUACAACAGAAACCUGACAUGAAAUCUCAAUCUGUCUGUUGCAUUUACUGUGGUUUGUUCAACUGUACCCAUGUAAGUCAACUGACCCGUUUCCUCUGUUGCCUUCCUUCAUUUAAGAACGAACUCAAGCUGACCUUGAGUAGCCCAUCCUGUUAGUUAUUAGGUCUGAUUGACCAUGGACACAACAUGCAGAAACUAUGAACCCAAUAACUGGUAGCUGCUUUGGCCAGCCCUGGGCAGUAAACAUUAUGCGUUUCUAGAGAA